This is a messenger RNA of Poecilia reticulata (guppy), 7243 nucleotides long. The record is from RefSeq and is a predicted model, not a curated record. Lineage: Eukaryota; Metazoa; Chordata; Actinopteri; Cyprinodontiformes; Poeciliidae.
GUCCGUUGUAUUUUUCGAUUAAAUAAAAAUCUCAAAAGAUAACUGGUUCACAAUGUGACAAAUGUAUAAUUUAAGUAGGUUAAUUACAUAACAAUUAUAAAAUAUAUCACAUUUGCAUUAUGAAAUAAGGGAAUUCACGGUGAUAGUUUCGCUAUUUUCAUUAACCUGAGUCACACUGUCUGGCCUGUAAUCAUCAGUCUUGAACAUGACUGUAAAUGAGUCAAAUUAUUUCUGUCCUGUUUUUGGUCAGCUGCUGGUUUCCUGACCCAAUCCAGCCACUUUUUGUUCAGCGCUGACUUGGUGAACAUAGGGUUAAGUUUUCCUCUUCCAGCGUUUAUCCCUCAUAAUGGGAUGUGCCUCCGAGUCGCUCUGCUGGUUUAAGCCGCAGCAGGUCAACAUAUUCAGCGCAAGAGGCGGUGCGACAUGGGCUGAGCCUAUUUGCAGGGAAAUGAGCUGUGGACUGUGAGCUGCUCAGUGGUCGUGAUUUCUCCCGACGAGGAGCUGGUGGGCCUCCGACAGACAUGGCGACACGUGGAAGUGUGUGGCCGACAGGAACCGCCGGCCGUCGGGUGGAUUAACCGGGGAUCGGGGUGAGCGUCGGCGGGCAAGGACCGAACCAUUUUUUCCGCUCCCACUCCUCGGAACCCUGCGAUGCGCUCCGUAGAGGAAGCGGGUUUCGCAGACAUCCGGAAAACGCAUCCAUGCGCCACGGCAGCCCCGCAUCCCGAUAUGCUCCUGACAACACAAAGCCUGGCUUCAAUUAGCUUCAGUUCAGAACCGCACAUGCAAAUCGGCAUGGGUGCGUCAAAACGGUCUUUGCGCUUUGUUUUGUGGCUGAGGCUUCGGAGUGCAGUUCUGCAAUGAGACCGUCGGGGAUGAUCAAGUAAGACUUUAUUGAUACAUAUUUCGACAAUAUGGCUGAUCAGAGCAACAUUCAGUCCGCCGCCUCCAAGAGCAUCCGGCCCUUUAAAUCCAGUGAAGAAUACCUGUAUGCCAUGAAGGAGGACCUGGCUGAAUGGCUGAAGACCCUCUACGACCUGGACGUCACUGCGGACACGUUCAUGGAUGCGCUGGAGACGGGCUGCGCCCUGUGUCGGCACGCCAACACCGUGAACCGCGCAGCGCAGGAAUUCCAGUCGGAGAACCCGGAGGCUGCGAAGUCCAUGAAGGUGCCGUCGAAGGAUGUGGUCUUCCAGUCACGAAACGUGAUCCCCGGCUCGUUCCUGGCGAGGGAUAAUGUCUCCAACUUCAUCACCUGGUGCAGGCAGGAGCUCUGGAUCAAGGACGUCCUCAUGUUUGAGACCAACGACCUGGUGGAGAGAUGCAACGAGAAGAAUUUCAUCCUGUGUCUCCUGGAGGUGGCGCGGCGGGGGUCCAAGUUUGGCAUGCUUGCGCCCAUGCUGAUCCAGCUGGAGGAGGAGAUCGAAGAGGAGAUCCGGGAUCAGGAGAGCCUGCGGGCCGAGGGAGCCGAGCAGGCCGAAGAGAUGAGCUCACCGAGCAGGUGUUACAGUCGGAAGGAGAGCUGUCACAGUGUGGAGGAUGAGGAGGAACCGGAGCCGGAGCCGUACGUCUGGCCGCAGAAGAGAGUUUUAUGCGACAUGCGAAACCUGGAUGAACUGGUCCUCCGGACUCAUGUGAUGGUGCGUGUCGGAGGGGGCUGGGACACGUUGGAGCACUAUUUGGACAAGCAUGAUCCGUGUCGCUGCGCUGCGUUCGCUCACCGCUACCACCAGGCUAAAGCAAGUGGUCAAAGCCAGGGAGCCCAGAGCAAGUCCUCCAGUGCCCACUCCUCCCGCUCCACCAGCCCAGGUCCACACUGGAGGAACGAGGGCAUUUCGACUUACAAACCCAACGACAGGCGCUCCUUGGAGCCUCUCUCUGCUCCAAGUGUAUCCUCUUCCUCCUCCUCUUCCUCCACACGACCUGGUCGAUCCCAAAACCCCUGUGUCCGUACGGAGGUGGACGCCGCUGGAGCUCGAACUCUGCUCCCUAAGGCGCAAAGAGAUCGCUCGGAGCCGCGCCACUUUAAUCCUCUCAGGAAUAAAGAAACGUUGACAAGACGUCUCUCCGGAGAUAGUGACUCUUCUACAGCCUCCUCUAAAGGAGGAGGCGGGCGGCAGUCACUCGGUGGCCCUUCACGGCGCUCUGGUGAACAAGUGGUACUGCUUGUCAACCGCAAGGAAGGAAAGCAUAUGAUUGAGAGAGCAGGAGCAGGCAGUCAAACCCCAUCCACACGUUCCUCGACGCCCCGUGCACGCAGCCAGUCGCGGGAGCGUUCUUCGCUUCCACCAGCACUAAAACCCAACCCACCAACAGGAUCUUCUGAUGGUACACGGACGUCUCGAACAGACAGAGGGCGCUCUGUUGGAAAUGAUGGUCCGAGGAGGCUCCAUGUUCCUCGUUCUCACAGCCAGAGUAAGUUAACAAGCAGCACCUUGUCAAGUGAUAGCAGCCCUGCACACUGUUCCUCUCCUCGGACUUCCCAGCGCCCACCUCCAGAAAGACAAGCAGAUCUGCCUAAGCAGGUAGCCCCGUCCUCUCCCAGGGGGGGCGUUGCUUUCAGUAAGAAGCAGCAAUUCUCAUGCAACAACUCGCCAGUCAAAGGAGUCCAAAGCAACAACAGCAGCCCUGUCAAGAAGACUGUCACUACUCCCAGACCCCAAGUGCCCCGCUCACCAUCCACAGGAAAAGGCAAGCUACUACCCCCUGUCACCUCCGGAGGGCGACGUCCACCACACUCAUCUCCUCGUAACUCUAACAACUGUGCUACCCGCUCCUCUCGACUCUCACAGGCUCCUCAAUCAGCUGUUCAAGGCCAGCCUAAAAACAUUUCUCACGUGGAGAACCAGGAGGCUAGAGAGGAUGGGCCUGGGUUAGGAUACCAAAUGCUGCCGCCAUUUGACCCUCAGAUAGAACAGGACCUCUAUCGCAGCUUCGAGGCUGAGUUUCUGUCCAAUUCCCAGCAGGUCAAGGGGAAUUUUACUGGUAAGGCUGUAGGAAGAGCAACGCUGCAGGCAGCACAUGCACUCACUGAGCCUGCUCUGUCUGAUUCUGCUUCUUCUUCCUCUAACUCCUCCACUUCUUCCCUAAAUGUGGGUGCAAAGAUCGGAAGCCUGCCUUACCUCAAGCAAUCCAAGAGGACUAACCUCCAACACUUCCCACCAGAGGACCCUUUAAAUAUACUUUAUGGACAAAAUCUUGGAGAACUUGAGCGUGAACACUGGGGGGACUGGAAAGGGGGUCUCAAGAAACUCCCCGCAAUUUCUAGCUUAGUAGAGAAAAGGGAAGCUCCAGCUUCUUUGCCUGGCCUUAGAGAUUCCAAGUCCGAUGAGCUAAUGAACCAUAUCCCCUCCCAACCUGCUAUAGACAGCAGGAAUAUGAAUGGAGAACAUGGGUGUUCUACUACAGGUGGGCUCUCAGGUCAAAAAUGUCCACUUGACUUGAGCUCAGUGACAGAAGGAGACGUUCCCCUAGAAAAUCACCUGCCUAAUCUACCAUAUGAUCUUGAAAAUGAUGACCCUCUGCCUCCAGAGGGUCAUCUAUCACCCGUACCCCUUGCACCAUCUGAGGACUGCUCUUUCCAGGACUCCUCAAGUGAAAACUCCUCAAUGUCCUUUAGCUUGAGUGAAUCCCGCUCCGGGUCUCCUCCAACAUCCUUAAAAAUAACCAAUGGGGAAAAUGGACAAAGCAAUGAAGUUCCGAUCUCCGAGCACAAACCGGGUGUAAAGUUAAGGCCUCGUACUGAUGACAGGCUGCAGAACACGCCCUCACGAAUCCCCACACCUGUCAGACACAAAAAUGUUCACACUAACAAAACUCUGUCCCCUUGCAAUACGCCGCCGCUGUCACGUAAGACCGCCCAUCCUGCUUCAUGCAAGAACUUGCACCAGAACUUCACAGACAUAAUCCAUCCUCAGUCUCACUCUCCAGCUGUAGGCAACAAAGACUGCUCCUACGCUGCACAGGGAAGCCUAGACACUGAAGCUAUAGCACAAAACUGACUGCUGCAGCAGGCUCUUUGACUACUGUGUAAUUGAAAAAAAGACUUACGUUUGGGCUAAAAACUGUUGUCACUGCAUGUUAAACAACUUUUCAUUAAGGAUUUUUUUUUUUUAAAGACACACCGAUAAAAGAAUUGUGGCUGAUGUCUGAUUUCUGAAUUUUAGAAAGCUUUGACCUGCCAAUACUAAUUUUUGUUUAUCAUGAGAAGUUGGUAUUUCAAGUACUCUAAAAGGUAAUGUUAAAAAUACAACAGUUGCUGUAAAACAGGGUUUUAUUAAUGUAAAACACACAUUUUAACAAGCUAAUGACUGUCUCUAUUAUUAUUAGUAACAUUGUUGGUGUAGACUUUAGAUGCUAACACUAACUUGAGUAUUUCCUAAAGGCAGGCAUCAUUUCUAGAACCGACAUUUUCCAUGGCAGACAGAGGUUAAAAACUCAAAUGUGUGAAAAUGAGCAGCUUUACUAUUUGAUGUUUAGCCUUCCUAGUAUCCACUGAAGUAAGCUCUGAGUAAUUUUUUCUUUUUGCCAAUAUGCCAAAAGAUCAUCAAGCCAGGUAUAGAUUGACAUCCUGAUGCGGAAGACUCGUUUCUGUAAUUUAGACUUUUUGCACAAAAUGACCCAAACUUCAAAAUUUCAAAAUGAGCGACAUGACCAGCAGCUGCCGAGGUCUAGUUUUUGGGAAUAGCAUUAGCAGCCAACACGGCUCUGUAAGAAAGAGUUUUGUAAAUUAUUUUAAGUUUGAGUCCUCUAUAGUCAGUAACUUUAGCUCUAGCCCUACGGUUUAACUCGACUUAUUAAUGCUUUUAGUGCCUAUAGUUUGAUAACCUGUCUGCGUUCACCCGGGCUGGUCAAGCUGUAAAUCAUCUGAUUUCGGUCACUAGCGUAUUUCUUGGCGUAUCUCCGUUGUUUUCCUGUUGGGGUCCAUUUUGCUUUUUUUGCACUCAAGCCAAAUCUUUAUUACCAAAGUAAUGGUCUUUAUUUUUAUUAUGACAUUGUUUGCAUGGGGCUGUUUUUGCCAAUCAUAGUUUUUUUUUCUCUCCUAGCUGCACACAUUCUCACAGUUGACAUCCAGAGAUAGAAAGGACAUAUGUGCUGCCAUGUGCUGCACCACAGGGCGGGCAUGGUUAAGUGCCAUGUAUUUGAAGCUUCAGCUUUAUAAAACUGCACUAACACUAAACCAACGGCCAAAUGGACCUUUUUCUUUUGCAGUUGGUCAUCGUCUCUCAGUUUACUUUAGUAGUCAGAAUACUGGUACUAAAGCUGUAGGAUUCUGCACAUUGCUGAUGUUAAUAUGAGGUUUAGUAGAUAAAUACAUACAUUUUACUCAUUGUGUAACGUGCAUACUCAACAACAUAGAUGCAGCUGACCUCGUGAUGCAUAAAUCACCAACUAAUUCAGUCAUCAUAGUCAAGGUUAAUAAUAUUUAUUUAAUUCUCAAUUUCUGUCUAAUUUGGUUAUUUUAAUGCAGAAUAUGCUUUUAAUUUAUACUUUUAAAUGGAUAAAUUAUGAAAAAUAUAAAGAGAUUUGUGUUAAGUGCGUCAUUGUCACUGAAACGGAAAAGUUGAGAGCUCCUUCUUUGACCAAACAGCACUCUGGUGUUCAGCGUUUAAUAUGUGUGAGCAGCAGGAAUCGCACGCUGACGAGAAUGAAUGUGUAAAUACAUGCUGGGUGGGUGUUUUUGUAAAUACAAGGCAUGGAAUAUACAGUUUUAAUGUACAUACGUUGCUGUAAUAAGGCCCAUCUUGCCUUAGCUAUGCAAUUCAUAUAUGGUGUUGGAAAAUGCCUUGACAACUCCCUUUGCCUUAAAUGUUUUGUUUGUCAUGAAUUUAUUUUUGAAUGUUUUUGUAGCUUGAAUUCGGUAACACUAUAGUACCAUAAUUUACUGUUUAUUGUGAAAUAAAUUGAAAGUAUUUAAUGUGAAUGUUUUUAAAAAAAAAUUGAAGAACAUUGGCUACUUUAAUUGUACAUUAAAUUUGAUGUAAAGUUACACUCCAUGGGAAAUCCUAACGUAUUCCAUCCUGACUGUGGUGGCAAUUAAACAAGCUGGUGGUGACAUCUAGUGGCUAAAAGAGACAUUUGUUGUAUUUUUUUCCUGCACAUGCUUAUAUUGUCAUGAUCUGGCGCUAAUUAGAACCAGUAAGAAUGGAAUGACCCAAUGGAAACAUUGACGCAAGGCGCUAACUUGAGCGUCUGCAAAGGGCUUGAAUAAUUGAUGGUGUAACUGGAUAUGGAGGUUUUCUUUUGUUUUCAAGCUGCUGUUGCAUCGGUACAGGACACCAGACUCCAGAAACAACUACAGUACUGUUUUAUGUAAUCAAGAGGUGCAAAUUUUGUCAAAUGAAUUUGAAAGUAUAAAAGUUUUUGCUGAGACUUCAAAACAUCGUAUAUUGAGGGUUUUAGUGUGAAUAAAUGUGGAAUAUAUGCAUGUUUUUGCAGCACACUGUAAGUGAAUGGGCUAAAAAGAAAGUGUAGAGAUUGUGUGCAUGUAUGUAUGUACAUAUGGUAUGGUAAUAUGUAUAGAGUUGGAGUAAAGAAGGAAAGGAUGUUGAUCUAAUUUAUUUAUUUAUGGCGUCAGCUCUGACUGGGCUCAGAUGACCUCUGUGUCCAGUGGACUGAAGGUGAACGGGGUUUGGAGAAUCCAGCAACGUGAGGAAAUCUGUUGAAAUAUUGCCACCUACGAAAAUGGAACAACCCUUUUAAAAAUGAAUAUUUGGCUUAGUUUUUAACUUUUGAAGAUGCACAUAGCCUUAAAUAAUUUAGUCUGCGUCAGUCUUGUUGGAGCCAUAGGUUUUUACUUGUAUAAACUUAUUAUCUAACUUGUUAUCUAUGUUUUAAUUUGUUGAAUUUCAAAUUUGUUUUGAUGCGUUUAAAUAUCAAUUUUACUGGUAGUCUAAAUCUACCAGCUACAUAAGCUGUGACAUCAAGAAAGCAUGAAAAAAUUGUUGACAUUCAUAACUUAUUAUUUAAGUUUAAAAAGCCUGCUUUUUGUGCACACCGUUUUAAAAUGUCAUGAGACUCUCAGACUCUCACUUGUCUUUAAUCUAAAUCGGUGAAAUCUGAAUGUUUGUGAUGUAAUGCCAUUUUACCAAAAAAUAAAUAAAUGAAUGAAGAAAGAUGUACAGAUUGCUUGAUCUUGUGUACUAUGUAAGUACACAAAAGCGAUACUGAAAUAAGUUUUUUUUCCUUCUAAUUCUUAAAAUGCUUUCAAGUUGUUCUUGUAAUAAACACUUUUCUUCUGAAA